GGCCCGAUGAACUUCAGCAGCGUGCCCAUCAAGAACCCGCACACGCAGGCGACCCACUUCGGCCCCGGGACGGAGCGCGGGGGGCCGUACUACCACCUGGGGCAGGAGUGCCACAAGGCGGAGGUGCCCCGGGGGAACCCUCUGGCGCCCUUGGACCUCAGCGCCACCAAGUCCCUGCAGAGGCGUGCCAACGACGCCACGAGAGAAAGGACCCUUCACGUCUUCCGGGACCCGCCGUCGGCGCGGUCCUGCAGGAUCUCGCACAACAAGGACGGCCUCGUGAUGGACUCCCACUCGCACUACACUAAGAUUGGCUCCAAGCACCUGUGCGACCCCCGGUCAGACCACACCCACGCGCUCAAGCGAGCCACCAGCAACUCCGCCAGCCUGCCGGACCUGAGGAGCCACCCCAGCAAUCUCCGGCGGUCGAUGCUGCGCGACCCCGCGCCCUACAUGAUGAACGCCGCGUUCUCCACCUCGAGCAGCGUCAUAGGCCAAUGCUACCACAAGCACCUGGCUCCAGACCCAGCCAAGCUUGGGCACCGCCACCCGUUCGACAUGUCCCUGCUGACCCCUGAGAACGCCAAGUACACCGAGGACAUGCAGAUGAACAGCCAGUCCCUGAACCAAAUUGCCCAGGCCAUCGGCAUCAUCGGCAAGGUGCACGGCGAGGGCGGGCUCCUGCAGCGGGACCUCGAGCAGGGUGGCAGCCGGCGCCAGGAGCUCCAGCUUUACAGGCCUGGGGAGUCGCGCCUCGUGCUCGGGGUGAUGAAGGGCCUGCAGGCGCGGCUGGAGAAGACGCGGGACGAGAUGCAAGCCUCCGAGACACAGAAGGAGGAGAUGCACCAGCAUCUGAUGUCCACGAAGAAGGCCCAGCUGGCUGGCCUUCAGCAGGAAUCUACUGAGAAGAAGCAGAUGAAGAGGGAAGUGCAGCUCGAACUGGUUGAGGUCAAGGCCCAUGCCAAAGGGGCAACUAAGACCAUCAAGAGCACCACCGUCCUGCUCGAGCAGACCAGCUCCGAGUGCUCCUCCAAGAACCGGUCGUGGACCGCGCGCAGCGCGGACCGGGAGAAGGAGAAGGCCACCAUCCACCAGGCCAUUGACGUCCUCGUCUCCCUGCAGAGCGCCGAGGCGACGCUGAUAGAGGCCAAGGGCGAGGAGGAGCAGGGGGAUGACGGCUCCGAGGACGACCUCGAGGCGUCGGUGGCCAGCUCGUUCCUGCAGCGCGGGCAGCGGCGGCAGGGAUCCGGCGAGUUGCGCGGCUUCGCGGCGGAGACCGCGCGCCAGGCCGGCGUUAGGCGCCACCAGCAGUUGGCCGGCGGCCAGGCCGGCAGGGCGCUGCGGAUGCUCGCCAGGGCCCAAGGAGGCGGCGAGGACAGCAUGGACGCAUCGAAGAAGGUGGUCAACGACCUGAUCGCCGUGCUGGAGCAGCAGGCCACCGAGGAGGCGGACAAGAAGAAGUACUGCGAGGCCAUGUUGGCACAGAAGAGCGGCGCCGAGACGGAGGUGGAGGACACCCUGAAGAGCCUGGAGGCCGCGAUCGACUACAAGGCCACGGAGGUGGAGUCGUUCGAGAACAAGAUCAAGUCCACGGAGGAGGCCGUCAAGAAAAUGAAGG
Molecule: messenger RNA, 1618 nt
Organism: Prorocentrum cordatum
Lineage: Eukaryota; Dinophyceae; Prorocentrales; Prorocentraceae
Source: the annotation of a GenBank genome assembly